CCCAAACGUCGCUAUCGUGCCCAUCCGCGACUGUCGGAGACCCUGAUCGGCGAUCGUUUUUUUUCCGUGAUUUUGUCUCGAUCGCGGUUCAUCGCGCACAUCGAUCUUCCCCAAUGUUCGCACAGCCAAAAAAAGUUGGGUUAAUGUUGCCACCUUGGAUCGUGGAAAUCGCUCUCGCUCGCCUGCGCCUGCGAAAAACGUGUCGCGAUUAUGAGGAGAUCGCGUAUUGUCUCGCGACAAGCUUUCCUCGAGACGUAUCCCAUCGUUCGUCGCGAGAAUCUUCGUGGAUCUUCCUAAGCCGCGCAUAAUUGACGAGCUCCGCGCGCUGCUGUACUUUGUGUCACUCUACAGAACUUUCUUUGCUCUCUGAAAUCCUGUCGCUCUUAUCUGUUUUUUCUAUCAAAGUUUUGCGAUCGCCGAUCGCAAUAUCCCGUCGAGCAACAGGUACGGGUUGAUCGGUACGCCUUGAUUACGCGAGAUCGCUACAGCUGUUUCUUUAUGUCAUCCUGCAUCGCGUGUACUUGGAUGUAACAGAUGACAAAGUUUUCCUCCGCGAUGGACGACGAAUCUUCUUUAUCCACCUUCGAUCCAUCGAAGAAAAUCGCAUUACUCCGAUCUUAUUUUCCGCGUGUUCUGUUAGAAUCAAUCUGGCCCUACAAAGAUUUAUAUAAAUUCGUGAUAUCGGAUAUUCGGUGAAAAAAAAAACAUCUUGAAGUCUUAUGUUAUGCAACAGAACCUUGCAUAUUCGAUAUUUUUAAAAUAGUACAUCAUGACGGAUUCCAUGAAAUUUGGUCCAGAAUGGUUGCGCUCUGGUGGUAGUAGUGGAGGUGGUGGAGGAACCACAUCAUUGAGUACACCUCGGUAUCAAUUGGCAGAGCAUAGAUAUGGUCGGGAGGAGAUGUUGGCCCUUUUUGAUCGCAAUAAUAAACCUCCAGAGCUGUUGACAACUUUUGCAGCGCUGUAUGUAGAGAAGACUCAACUUCCAUUGGCUCUUGUACAGAUGACAGAGGAUGAAACGCGUAUGUGGAAUGGAGGGAUAACUAAUAUUGGUAACCGUGGGAGAGGCAGCAGCGUGGAUCGUGGACGUGGUAGGAUUGGAAGAGGAGGCUUAUACUCGUCUCAUUAUUCACGCGGGGUUGGUUUCGGGGACGAUUCUGGUGAUGGGAUACGAAUCGAGGGCCAAUCAUUCCAGGGAAGAAAUAGGCCAUUCGAUAGGUCCCAAAGCGAACGCGGUUGGCCAGAGAGAAACGGUGCUUCAGAUCCGGGAGAAUGGAACGGCUCGACUAGUCCGAGAAAAGAGCUAAGUCGUGGGACUAGCGGUAGCUCGCUUAUGGAAAGUAAUUGGAGACGUCAUCGCGGAGGGGGUGAGGACGAUGACGGUUGGCGCAAGUGGGGAAGAAGUAGUUGGCGCGAGGGUGGCAGUAUAGAUCGGGAUAGGCUGGAUCGAAAUGACGGUGAUGGGGAAGAGAGCAGAGGUAGUGGACCGGGAAGAUGGGAACAUCGGGGAAACCACAGACCCUCCCACGACUCGGGUCAUCAUCCACCACCUCGUACCGCUCGCGCUUGGGAAUCGAAUCAUCAUGAUAAUCACGACAAUCUACCCGAGUGGGCAACGGAAAAUCCGAGCGAAAGCGGCGGCAGUUUCGAUGCUUCCGGCGCGUUCCAUGGUGGAAUGUAUUCGGACGAUGAUGAAGACGGUGUGGCGGGUGCUUCCCAACAAGGCAGAACUCGACGCGUCUCGGAAGGCAGUGCUUCUAACAUAGUGAAAUCUAAUAACAAGACAUUGACUCUCGGAACGGGUUCUGUCCAAUCGUUGAAUCGCCAUACGCAUAAUACAGUCGGUACCACAUUAAGUAAGGAACGAUCGAAACCAUUGGAUUCAGUCGAGGAUAAGGAUAAUUCUACAGAGAAAGAGAAGAGAUGUAACUCGCCUUCCGCCAAACCUUCGGUUGCACCGACGACCGAGAGCAUUCCCGCGAAGAUCUUAACGACAUCUUCGGAUCUUUUGCAGAAGAAAACUGUCAUCGGAUCCGCGAAUGUGAAUAAAGUCGAGACCAGCGAGAAACCUGGCGAACCUCCGAGUGGAGUUCAUGAUAAAGAGAAGACGCAGACGCAGGAAGUUAAAAAAGAGCCACAAAUAACUGCUACCGCGACCAAUCGACAGGUUCAGACAAUUUUGGAGCAGUCGAAGCUCGUGCAUAAUCCGGGAACUGCUAGCAUCAGGCAGAGACCGGAGGAUGACUUUGAUAGAAUGAAAAAAGAGGCCGAUGCAUUGGUAGCCAAAUUAAUGGCGGAUGAGGAGAGCCACAAAGAAAAGACGAUCGCUACCGGUGUUCCGUCGGCAAUCGGCAGUAAUCAACCUUCUGCGGUUUCCGCCACGGGUAAUCAGGAAAAAUGGUUUUACCGUGAUCCGCAGGGUGAAGUUCAGGGACCGUUUUUAGCUAGCGAAAUGGCCGAGUGGUGCAAAGCCGGUUACUUCACUACGGGAUUGUUGGUGAGAAGAACCUGUGAUGAAAGGUACACCACACUUGGUGAUUUGAUUAAAUUGUGCGGAAGAGUACCUUUCACGCCUGGUCCACCAAUACCCCCUUUGAAGUUGUCGGAACAAGUGAUCCCCCCUGUUCCUACUACUAUACCAGCGGGGCUGGGCGCCGGUGCUAUACCGAAAACAGGAAUAGAAGAUCCGUUAUUGUUGAUGACGUAUCAGCAAAUGCAGAUGAUGCACAAUCAGCAAAUGCUGCUCAGGCAGAUGAGAACAUCGGCGAUAGCGAAGUUGUCUCAAUCGGAGCAUUGGACGACGCUGAGUCCAGUGGAACAGAAUCAAUUGAUUCUACAAUACGUUAUACAGGACGGAAUGCAAGAGAUCCCGGAAGUUCCGAUAACAACGAACCCGUUUGUGCCUCAUCUUGCGUCUCAAACGGCUAAUCCUGUCAUGCAACUUUUCACUCAGAUGCAGCAGGCAAAGACGCAACCCGAAACACAUCUAGCGACAAAUCCGCAUGCAACCGCAUCGCCCCAUCCAGCUGCAGUAGAUCCACUACAACAACUGAUCCAACAGAUGGGCGGUAUACAAAAUAUGCCUUCCAUGCAGCAACCAAAUAUCGCUCCGACUCCCGCGUCAACACAAGAGGACAAUCCGAUAAAAUCUCUGUUACGUCAACUCAACGUCAACACGAAUGGCCAUUCACAGGCGCCUCAUAUGGACACUGUCUGGCCACAACCUCCGCCGCAAAUAGCUCCCCAGUUUAAUGCGCAGAAUUGGUUAGCGCAGGUUGGGCCCAUUCCCGCAAUGCCGCCUGGACAAUUACCUGGUUCUCUAUGGGAUCUACAUGCUAAAGAUAUGAAAACCGAGCAGCAAAUAUUGGAAGAACAGAAUCUUAAGUUACAAGAAGACAGAAAAAAGGAAGAGUUAAAGAAACAAGAAGAAUUACAGCGUCAAGCAGAGGAGGAGAACGCGAAGAGGAAACAAAAGGAAGAGGAACAAGCUAGACAAGUCGAAGAGGCGAAGCGUAAAGAGGAGGAGAGAAAGAAAAAGGAAGAGGAGAAGAAACGAAAAGAGGAAGAGAAACGCAAGCAAGAGGAAGAGCAGAAGAAGAGAGAGGAGAAAAAACGUAAAGAAGAGGAGAAAAGGCGCGAGGAGAAGAGAAAGCAGGAAGAGGAGAAUUUGAAGAGAAAACAGGAAGAGGAGAGAAGAAAGCGAGAAGAGCUUAAAAAACAGGAAGAAAGACUGAAGAAAGAGGAAGAGAAAAGAAAGAGGUUGGUGGAGGAAGAGCAAAAGAAGGAAGAAGAAAGACUUAGGAAAGAAGCGGAAAUGCGACGGCAAAUGGAAGCGGAGGAACAACGUCGCUCGGAACAACGGCGAAGAGAAGCUGAGGCGCUGCGCAAGCUUCAAGAACGAAAUAAAGCUCCGUGGGCUCAGACUCCGCGUGCGAUGGCUCCUGCUGCUCACACUACCUCGCUCGCUGAGAUUCAAAGAUUCGAAAGAGAGAAGAAAGCGGAAGAGCAACGGCUUCAACAACUGAUGCAACAACAAUUGGCGCAGCAAAAGGCAAUAGAGGCGGCGCAGGAGGCAUCGGCAACCGAUUCGUCCAAACGAUUACAAUUUAAAUGGGCGGAAAAAGCUACUGCUUCCAAUAAACCGCUUCAAGUGAAAAGUCUCGCGCAAAUCCAGCAGGAGGAGCAAGAACGCAUCGCUAAGGUAAAGCAACAGGAAAGGGAACGGCAGGAAAAGGCCGGUCAAAAGGAAUCAGCGAGUAUGCUGCAGAAUGCCGGAAUAUGGGGUACGGCAUCGCAAUGCUUGAAUUGGGCCAAUUCGAGCUCGUCGAAUAGCCAAGCGUGGUCCAUUAAUACUGGUAAUAGUGGCUUCUGGGACGAUCCUGCACCCGUCAAGUCGUCCGCGACUGUGAAGCAAUCAGCUGUUAAACAAACUGCGACCGCAAAAUCCAGCACUCCUAAUCAGCAACAGCAGCAGCAACAACUACAACAAAAUAAUAACAAUAAGGCGUCCAAGAGCAAAAACAAGAGGGAGGAGGAAUUAGUGAAGAAACUAUUUGAACAGAACACUGCCAAAACCGAUGAGUUUACGCAAUGGUGUAAUAAAGCGUUGAGCGGUAUACAGGCAUCUGUGGACAUCCCUACAUUCGUUGGAUUCCUGCGGGACAUAGAAUCGGCUUAUGAGGUGAAAGAGUACGUCCGCGUUUAUCUUGGCGACACUAAGCAGAGCACAGAAUUUGCCAAGCAAUUCUUAGAGAAGCGAAGUAAAUGGCGAUCAGCGCAGCGUCCUCAGGCCCAAGCGGACGAUCUGUGCAAGCCAGCACCGGCCGUUAAUCCGAAUGCCUCUGCAGAAUUUCAAGAAGUUAAGGGAAAAUCCAAGAAACCAAAGAAGGGAAAGAUGUUCAAAGUGGACAACAGGAUCCUUGGCUUCAGCGUGACCGCGGCCCCUGAUCGUAUCAACGUAGGUGAUCGUGAUUACGGUGAAGGAGUCUGAGCUGUUUCGCCAAUUUACCUCGUGAAAAUGAUGCGACGCUCUCGAUUUACAUAUUGCGAACGAUUCGUUAUUUAUUUAUUGUAUAUGCCAAACUGGUGCUGCUAAGAAGAAUCCCGCCACGGGUAACUUCUUGAAGCAUACAAACAUUUUACGAUCCAAGGAGGAACUCGAUCGUCCUUCAAUCGUCGAUGACAGUCUUAGGACCGUGGCUGAGCGUGGCAUUAUUUUCUUAUUACAUUAAACGGAAAAAGCUCCAUUGUACAUAUUACUCAAAGAUGAAUAUUUCAGAAAGAAAGAGGACGGACUUACUUUUUCCUAUGUAUGUAUGCGCGACAAUUAAAGUUGGAAACUUUUAUAACAUUUCAUCAUCAUCACAUCAUCAUCAUUUAAAUCCCUAAACCAAGAUGAGAAAAGAAAACGGGAGAGAAAAGAUAUAACAAGCUCUAUGGCAGUCAAUAGCAAUAUGUGUAUGUAAAGGUGUUCGACAGGAGAAAGAAGUACUAUAUAUAUAUACAUAUACAAAUAUACACAGACACACACAUACACACACAUGUAUUAGAAUGUGCUCGUAUGUGAAAUCGCGAAAACCAUCGUCUCAAGUACUGAAUAUAUAUGCGGUGCGUCAGUAUUUGUCCUCACUGAAUCCUAUGGAUUUUUCGCUUUGUCGCAAAUAUAUUCGUGGAGAAGAAAAAAGAUUCGCGCGCUUUGUAUUAUUUAUACAAUAGAUUUUACGAAUGAUUUAAUCCAUGCAUCUCGAGCAUGGAAAACUAUCUUCCUUCACUUUUUUAAUAAUACUUUUUUCGCUGUCAUAAUAUAUCGCAAUCAUAAUAACGAUACUCUAAGCAGAAUUUCAUUACACACAACGGUAGUUGCAUACGCAGAUAUUAAUAAUAGAACGGAGAUUCGCGUUACUCUUUGCAACAACGAAUGAGCAGCGAAGGAGAAAGAAAGAGAAAUUCAACAUACUCUUUCUUGAUAUUAGGGGAAUAAUUAUGAAAUAAAACUAGCAAUUCAACAUAGCACUCUUGAUUAGAAACUUUUGGUUCCGCAGUAGAAACAGCAAUAGCGAUUUAAAGACGAUAUUUGUAUUAUUAAUUCCACACAAUCUCGACAGUGUAGAUGAAAUCGUAACAUCACUGAUAAUUGCAUGUGUGGAUCUCACUCUUUGUAGUCUUCUUGUAAUCGAUCUAAUAGUAAAAGUUUGAAAAUACUCGAAAAACUUACACAGGAAGACUUAAAUUAUAACACAACACAUGAUCAGAGAGGCGGAGUACUUUUUUGUAAAGUUUUAUUUUAUAACUCUGUUGUAAGUGUCGUAGUUAAAGAUCCAUAAAGGGGAACCUUUUUAGCACUUUUUAAGGAUAUUCGUUUCCUUGCAUCUUAAAUGGACUAAUAUGCAUCGAUAGAUGCGAUAUUGGAUAAGCGUGUAAUGUUGUGACACAGAUCUGACCACUCGUAAUAUUAUGAUGCUUGUUAACUAAGGUUCAUUGAUCUUCUCUUAUCUAAAAUCAUACAAAAUAGGAGAAGAUCACAGAUCCUUGCACAUGAAAGAUUUAUGUAUAAAUAGAUUAAUGUACAGAGUAUACGCGCGGUGAUGAUUAAACAAACAGACGAAAACAAUAAUUAAAAAUAAUAUUGUAUCAAUAUUCUAUUAUUGUAUUUAACGUACAACGUAAUUAAAAUAAAUAUUUUUAAUUUGACUUUCUUAUUGUUUUACAUAAAUUUUAAUUUGUUAUCAAUCGCGGACUUCAUAAAAAAUUCCAAUAUAUGAUAAAACGUAUCGAAAUUUUAUUUAAAAGUACGAAUGUAAUUCUUUUUUUUCUUACAAGUCGAUAUAUACAUUUCAUAUACUUGUAUACUCUGUAUGCGCAGAGGAUGACUGUUAGCUGAACGAAAGUACGGCAGAUUUCUAAUCGCAGCAUUUAAGAAAGAGGAAGAGAUAAAGUUUCUUUAUCGCUUCUUAUAUGGAAGGAGAAAAAAAAUACUCGCGAAAACUAUCAAUUAUAUUAACGCGCGGUCGGUGAAUUAACACGAACACGAAUUAACCUUUCUACUCCACACAUAUUGCUACAAAUAACUGCUUAAAAAUUAGCGCAAAUUGUUUUAAAACGUAAGCACGAACUAUCCGUAAUACACACACGACGAUAUUUUGUAAUGCUAAUGACGCAAUAAAUAUCUUUCUUAAGCAUAUGUAACUAUAUGUGUAUGCGGAGUGCGAGCGGCGUUGGAUAUCGUUACAAAUUGUUAUACGUGUUAUGCAUUGAUUCAUACGAGAUGUCACAUAUAUCAUAAUAAAAAAAGAAAUCCACACA
Messenger RNA from Formica exsecta, 7299 nucleotides. RefSeq names its product GIGYF family protein CG11148 (gene Gyf). The coding region runs from base 770 to 4987 and encodes 1405 amino acids. The record is from RefSeq and is a predicted model, not a curated record. Gene Ontology annotation, molecular function: protein binding. Lineage: Eukaryota; Metazoa; Arthropoda; Insecta; Hymenoptera; Formicidae. The transcript has 16 exons.